UAAUUCCUACUUUUUUUUUUUUUCAUGUCGGACUACUGGUUUGAUUGAAUGCCGCAGGAGGACUCUGUUUGGGCAUGCGCAGUACCCUGUCAGCAUGGAGUUGAGGAAGUUUUGUGCCAGAGGCACCUGAGCGUAAAUUGUCUCUUAUUCAAACCACUACGAGAACGUUUCUACACCUGUGUUGACAGUGGAAGUUGAAAGUGAAAACAGCGAUGAUCUCAUCUACUGAUCUGGAGCAGCUGGCUGAAAUAGAGCUGCAGAAGGAGGAAGAUGAGGAACAGGGUCGUCAUGGGUACCGUCCGGAUCGCCCUCCAGCCCCACAUAGAGUCAGCAUCAGCCAGGACACCUCUCACCCCUACUACGAUGUGGCUCGACACGGGAUCCUACAGGUCACAG
Molecule: messenger RNA, 396 nt
Organism: Oncorhynchus tshawytscha (Chinook salmon)
Lineage: Eukaryota; Metazoa; Chordata; Actinopteri; Salmoniformes; Salmonidae
Product: rho GTPase-activating protein 8-like
Biological process (GO): negative regulation of endocytic recycling; small GTPase-mediated signal transduction
Cellular component (GO): cytoplasm
Molecular function (GO): GTPase activator activity
Source: RefSeq, a predicted model, not a curated record